AGAAAGUGGGCAAUCACCAUGGGUUCACUGGGUUACGUCCCGAGAUCACUCCCGCUAGGAAAGGUAAUACGAAGGUGAGUUGAGUUUUGUUUACUCACAGUAAACAAGGUUUAUCACAUAUUAGAAGGGUUGUAUUUAGUUAUAGUGUGGGUUGUAUUUAGUCAUUGCCUUGGCAAAUGCCAAAUAAACUGUGCUUCAACUUCUAAAAGCGAAAGAACUCGAAAGAAAAGAAAAAAGUUAAGUUGAAUAAUAGUAUCAAACAACUUCUAUAAAUUAGAAGAAAAAAAAGAGACUCGUUGAUCGACAAAAUUCUGUUAUGCUUCAUAAAGAAAAGAGAAAAAAUAUUUACUUGUUCAUCUUACCAUAACACCAAUGGUUAAACCCAUACCUAAUCAAAAGGGAGACAAACUAAUUUGGAAAACUCAUCACAGUCCAGUAUUUGUUCUUUAAUUUUUAGAUGCCGUUUUUCAAUGCAGCGGCACUAAUUGAAUUAAAUAAAGAAUACUGCCAAUAAGUGAAAUGUAACCUAUAUAAAUACCUGCAUAUGCAACAUAAUUAUCACAAAAACAUUUGCUAUUACAACUCCUCCAUAUCUCAAAGAAAGAAAGAAGGCCAUGGCUGCAGCUAAGUUUAGUAUCAAAACUGCAUCAUCAUUCUUCCUAGUUCUUUAUUCAACCAUGAUCCUAUUUUUCGCUUUGCCAUGCUUUUCUUCUGAUCCAGACCCUCUGCAAGACUUUUGUGUUGCUGACUUGAACUCCACCACAACUACUGUGAAUGGGUACCCUUGCAAGCCAGAGUCUCAAGUCACAUCAAGUGAUUUCGUGUUUAGUGGCUUGGUGGAAGAAGCGAGCACAGAUAAUCCCGAGGGGCUUGGAGUGAGAUUCGGUAACGUUAAGUUCUUCCCUGGAUUAAACACCCUUGGACUUUCAGUAAGCCGAAUCGACCUCGCACCUGGUGGAAUUGUUCCAGCUCACACACACCCACGAGCAAGUGAAAUUAAUUAUGUCAUGAAAGGGGAAGUCAAUGUUGGGUUCAUAAGUACUAAAAAUGUUCUGUACUCGGGAGUACUGAAAGCUGGAAUGAUGGCUGUUGUUCCUCGAGGACUUGUGCACUAUACAAAGAAUGUUGGAGGGGAGAAGGCUGUCUUGCUAGCUAUUCUCAAUUGCCAACUGCCCGGAACUGUAUCACUUCCUAGUAACAUCUUUGGAACUAAGCCAACAAUUCCUAAUGAUGUUUUAUCAAAGAACUUCCGAGUUAAUCAAACCGUCAUCGCUAACAUAAAGUCGAAGUUUGCUGCAAUCUAAACAAAAUACCUAAACAUCUAGUGAAUGGGCGGUUCUUUGGCUAUUGUACCGCGGGAAGAUAGGUCUCUUGUUUGUGUCUGCAUGUCGAGUCUUGUUAAACAGUCCGUUGAAUGUGUGAGUAGGUUCCACUCGAAGAGUCGAUAAUAAAGCAGCCGAUGAGCUUGCUAUGUUUGCUAGGUUUGGUUCUUGUUAUCAAGAAUGGUGGCAACAACCACCUUCU
Messenger RNA from Papaver somniferum (opium poppy), 1524 nucleotides. RefSeq names its product germin-like protein subfamily T member 1. Gene Ontology annotation, cellular component: cell wall. The record is from RefSeq and is a predicted model, not a curated record. Gene Ontology annotation, molecular function: manganese ion binding. The coding region runs from base 615 to 1304 and encodes 229 amino acids. The transcript has a single exon. Lineage: Eukaryota; Viridiplantae; Streptophyta; Magnoliopsida; Ranunculales; Papaveraceae.